Messenger RNA from Rhizophagus irregularis DAOM 181602=DAOM 197198, 999 nucleotides. RefSeq lists its product as uncharacterized. The record is from RefSeq and is a predicted model, not a curated record. Lineage: Eukaryota; Fungi; Glomeromycota; Glomeromycetes; Glomerales; Glomeraceae.
AUGCAAUACUUUCAAAACUUUGAAUAUGAAAUUAAAAUAAAUAUCUUCAAAUAUGUCGAUUAUCCUCUGAAUUUAAUAUCAACUUGUCGAAAUUGGUCCGUGAUUGCGAAGGAUUCUUACGCUAAAACUAAAUGGUUGAUAGAACAUCAUGGAAAAGAACAUGCCUUCUUCCAUGCUGUAAGAUUAGGGGUUACUUUUAUUGACAUGACGAUGUGUCAAUCUUUAAUUGAAAGAAAAAUAAUUUCAUCGAGAUAUUUUAUUCAAGUAUUGUUAAAGCAUUUUAGAAUGCAUAACCAAAGAUUAAUUGAACUUAGUAUAGGACAUAAUUUUGAUCAAUUUAACGCUGAUAAAAAUCAAUCAUCCUGGGCGAGAAAUUUAAUUAUAUUCGCAUUUAAUUAUUUAUUAAAUGAUAAUGAAAGGCAAUUAGUUUAUGCUGAGAAAAAUUUACCUUCAAAAGAUAUGAGACUAACCAAUCUUCGUGUUAAUAAUGAUUCUGCUGAAAUAUUAAAAAAUAAUAAAAAUAACCUGAAAGACACCGAAGGGCUUAUUAUAAAUAAAUUCAUUACACUUUCGUCAAAGUCUCCACUUAAUUUGGAUUUUAAUAGCGCUUCUUUUAUUCACCAACCAUUAUUAAUUCCCGAUAAAUAUUUAUCGUCAAAGAAGUUUGAUGCGAUAAAAUUUCUUGAUUUUUUACAACAAAAUAUUUUCUUAAGGCCUUUGAUCAUUUUACCUCUUCUCAUUAAUAACGUUGGAAUAUUUGGAGUACGGCCUUCAUCGAAAAAUGUUAGUCAAAGAAGACGGGAUCGAGUUACAAGACAACAAAACACGAAUAGAAUAUAUAAAACAUAUAGAAGACGUAGAAGACGUGCGCAAUUUAAUGAACCAAUCAACAACGAGGACACAUUGAACUCAAUUGCCAACCUUCCUAGACAGGCUUCAAUUGAUCCAUUAAUACACGAGUUUUUUAAUGGAGCUACGUUUUACUACAAUACGUACUAA